Messenger RNA from Cynara cardunculus var. scolymus (artichoke), 6974 nucleotides. Its product is annotated as protein CHROMATIN REMODELING 4-like. Gene Ontology annotation, molecular function: chromatin binding; ATP hydrolysis activity; ATP-dependent chromatin remodeler activity. The transcript is spliced from 14 exons. The coding region runs from base 423 to 6785 and encodes 2120 amino acids. Gene Ontology annotation, biological process: chromatin remodeling; negative regulation of transcription by RNA polymerase II. The record is from RefSeq and is a predicted model, not a curated record. Gene Ontology annotation, cellular component: nucleus; chromatin. Lineage: Eukaryota; Viridiplantae; Streptophyta; Magnoliopsida; Asterales; Asteraceae.
CCCCCCUCAUCCCCGGCGAUUACGUGUCAUAUACUCUUUCUUUCUUUCUAUCUUUCUCUCUCUCUUUAUUCGUUUUGCCCCCUUCUCCCGCAUGCCCUAGAUAUCUUCUAACCCCAUCAAUCUCCUCUGCUUAACGUCCUUUUGCCUUUGAUCUACUCUUGGUUUUUGUAGAAUGGGUUUUGCUGAAUUGGGUUCUGGCUGGCUUUGUUGUUGAAUGUAUGCUCUUGAUCAAGUAAAAAGGGGCUUCAUUGAAUUAGCUUUGACUGUUCAUUCUUUGACUUCAUGAAAAUGAAUGAUUUUAUACAGCGUGGCAUUCUUUUGAGAACACUUUAUUUGUCCCUUCAUCGGUGGAUUCUGUCAUAUAAUUGGAGGUUAAACACAUGAUGGCAUGCGAUGAUCUGCCAAAUCACCCUAGCUUUUAAAUGAAACAGCCAGAUCCUAAGAUGAAGAAUAACGAAUCAUCAACUAGUGAUGUUAUAAACGGAAACUGGGUUUUAAAGCGCAAGCGGAAAAAGAUAUCUUUUGGUCCAGUCAAGUCUAAUGGCAACAAAAACGACUCUAUACCAUCGGAGUCUCAUACAAGUAGUUCGUCAAAAUGCAAGAGUAAAAAAGAAAACUCAUCUGAUCGUUCUCCUUCCAAAAAGAAAGGACAUGAUGGGUCCUAUUAUGAAUGUGUCAUUUGUGAUCUUGGUGGCGACUUGCUCUGUUGUGAUGGUUGUCCUAAAACCUAUCAUAUUACGUGCCUAGAUCCGCCGCUUAAGCGAAUCCCAAAUGGCAAGUGGCAAUGUCCAAACUGCUGUUCAGAAAAUAAUACAGUUGAGGUGGUCAACAAAUUGGAUCCUACUUCAAAGCGAGCAAGAAUGAAGAUUACACCUGGCAAAUCUAAGAGCAAAAAUAAAUCUGCAAAAACUGAUAAGGUAUCUCGAAUCUUGAGAAGCACUAAAAGGUCAUCAAGGAAAGCGAAACCAUCCUCUUUAGGCCCCAAAGAGGAUGUAUCAUCCAUGGAUGGCUCUCAAGAAAGGAGUUCAUCAUCUUCAGAUCUCAAAAAAGAACUUGAGCCUGAUUUUGAAGAAACAAAGUCAAGCUCCCCUGCCAAGUUAGUCAUGUCUCUUUCCAAGGUUAUGGAGUUGGAGAAAAAUGAAGAAAAAUCUAACAGGAAGCAUGACAGGGGUCAAUCUAAAGAAAAGAAAGAUGUUCCAAUGUUAGAAGUCUCAACCGAAAAAAGGAAAAGAAAGCGCAAGGUUCCUUCAGAUGAUGUUCAAAAGAAGCCUUGGACUGAUAAGGGGAUGACUGCUGGGGAAAGUUCUAGGAAACGUGAAAAAGUUAAUUUGGAAAUUAGUGGAACAAGUAAAUCUCAACGGAAGCGCAAGUCGGUUAAGCAUGCAAAGACUAAAUCUUUGUCCAAAACUGACAUGGGAAGUAAGAUUGACGAUACAAAGUUGAAAGGCAAGAUGGAACUUGAAGAAGCUGCAAAUCCGUCACAUGAAUCACACAAAGCAGAGAAAGUUGUCGAGUUGCUGAAAAAUUCAGAUCAUGCUCAAGACAAAAUGCAACAGGUAGAUCGUGUUUUGGGUUGUCGAAUACAAGGCACUGAGAGGAAAUCUGCUGUUUCUGCAACAGAGACUAAUGACAUGCCUUCUCAGAGUGUUGCGAUCACUGACAAUGAAAAUGGUGCAUCAGAGAAAACCCCCAGCUGUAACACAACUCCAGAUGUUCAAGAUGCUGAAAUCGUAACUGAGGGCACUAAGAAUAUUGAGAGCAGUUCAGAUCAAAUAAAUGAUAUGGUAGUAGAGAACAUAAAUGUUCCUGUGGUCAAUGAUUGUAUGGAAGAGAAUGCUAUCAGCUCAAUGAAUCAAGCCACAAAUGAUCCUGGUUCUACAGUGAUAGAUGAGAUAAAUAAAGAUGCUUCCACAUUGAUAUCGAAAGAUUUGUCAAAAAUGAUCGAGGAGAUUCCAAUUGGAGACAAUGCUGAUGUUCUUUUGAAAGUUCAUGACAAUACUGAAGUUACAAAAGGUGCGGAUCCAAUUCCUGAUCCAGAAACUAUAGAAGAUAAGAAGACGGAUUUAGAGAUGUCGGCCAAUUGUAGUCCUACAGAAGAGUCCAUCACGGAACAAUCUUUGACCUCUAACGAAAAGAUAGUAUCGUAUGAGUUUUUAGUUAAGUGGGUUGGAAAAUCUCAUAUACACAAUAGCUGGAUAUCUGAAUGUCUGUUGAAAGCUUUAGCUAAGAGGAAACUCGACAACUACAAGGCAAAAUAUGGAACAACAGUUAUAAAUAUUUGCGAAGAACAGUGGAAGCUGCCACAGCGGGUGAUUGCGCUGCGUUCAUCAACCGAUGGAUCAACUGAAGCUUUUGUAAAGUGGACUGGUCUUCCUUAUGAUGAAUGUACUUGGGAAAGGAUAGAUGAACCUGUAAUUGCGAAAUCUUCUCAUCUUAUUGAUUUGUUUAAUCAAUUUGAGCGCCGAACGGUUGAAAAAGAUGCUUCGAAGGAUGAAAUCCCGAGGGGAAAGGGCCGAGCUCAACAAAGUGAUGUAAUUACUCUCACUGAGCAGCCUAAAGAACUAGGAGGUUCAUUGUUCCCACAUCAACUCGAAGCAUUGAACUGGUUGCGCAAAUGCUGGCACAGGUCGAAAAACGUAAUACUUGCUGAUGAGAUGGGAUUGGGGAAAACGAUAUCCGCUUGUGCUUUUUUGUCAUCGUUAUACUUUGAGUUUAAUGCUCGAUUGCCUUGUCUAGUUUUAGUUCCUCUUUCCACAAUGCCUAAUUGGAUGUCGGAAUUUUCAGUAUGGGCUCCAAACCUGAACGUUGUGGAGUAUCAUGGUUGUGCACGAGCAAGAGCUUUGAUGCGCCAGUUUGAAUGGCACGCAAAUGAUCCAACUUGUUCGAAUAAGAAAACAACUAAUUAUAAGUUUAAUGUUCUUCUAACUACCUAUGAAAUGGUUCUUGCUGAUUCGACUCAUUUACGUGGAGUUCCGUGGGAAGUUCUUGUGGUUGAUGAGGGUCAUCGGCUUAAGAACUCAAGUAGUAAGCUUUUCAGCUUACUUAAUACCUUUUCCUUCCAGCAUCGUGUUCUUUUGACGGGUACUCCUCUCCAGAACAACAUAGGGGAGAUGUAUAACUUGCUAAAUUUCUUGCAGCCAUCUUCCUUCCCUUCUUUGUCGUCAUUCGAGGAUAGAUUUAAUGAUCUUUCGACUGCCGAAAAGGUAGAUGAACUGAAGAAACUCGUUGCUCCACACAUGCUUCGGAGGCUUAAGAAAGAUGCUAUGCAGAAUAUACCCCCAAAGACUGAGCGUAUGGUUCCUGUUGAGUUGUCUUCCAUUCAAGCAGAAUAUUAUCGGGCAAUGUUGACAAAGAACUAUCAGAUAUUGCGCAACAUAGGAAAGGGUAUUCCUCAGCAAUCAAUGCUGAAUAUCGUGAUGCAACUGAGAAAAGUUUGUAACCAUCCUUAUCUAAUACCUGGAACUGAACCUGAAUCCGGAUCGGCGGAGUUUCUUCAUGAUAUGCGUAUUAAGGCAUCAGCUAAGCUAACUUUGCUACAUUCUAUGCUUAAGAUCUUGAACAAGGAAGGUCACAGGGUCCUCAUAUUUUCACAGAUGACAAAACUUCUUGAUAUCCUGGAGGAUUAUUUGAACAUCGAAUUUGGCCCCAAAACAUUUGAGAGAGUUGAUGGUUCUGUUUCCAUAGCUGACCGGCAAAUGGCAAUUUCACGCUUUAAUAAGGACAAGAGCCGGUUUGUCUUUCUAUUAUCAACCAGAUCUUGUGGACUUGGCAUCAAUUUGGCAACGGCGGACACUGUCAUAAUCUAUGAUUCUGACUUCAACCCACAUGCUGAUAUCCAGGCAAUGAAUCGUGCACAUCGUAUUGGCCAAUCAAAAAGGCUUCUUGUAUACAGACUUGUUGUCCGAGCUAGUGUUGAAGAAAGAAUUCUGCAGUUAGCAAAGAAGAAAUUGAUGCUCGAUCAGCUUUUUGUAAACAAGUCUGGAUCUCAAAAGGAGGUCGAGGAUAUCUUAAGAUGGGGAACGGAGGAACUCUUUAAUGAUUCUUCCACACGAGCUGGGAAAGAUAUAAGCGAAAACAACAUCAACAAAGGGGAAGAAUCUGUAGCUGCAGAACACAAGAAUAAGAGGCGGACUGGGGGUCUGGGAGAUGUGUACCAGGAUAAGUGCACAGAUGGGAAUACCAUGAUUGUGUGGGAUGAAUCUGCUAUAGUAAAGUUGCUUGACCGUUCAAAUCUUGACUCUGUUUCAACCGAUAAUCCUGAAGGUGAUGUAGAAAAUGAUAUGCUUGGCUCAGUGAAGUCUUUGGAUUGGAAUGAUGAAUCAACUGAAGAACAAGGAGGAGCUGAAUCGCUUGUGGACGUAAUUGAUGAUUCUACUGCCCAAAAUUUAGAAAAGAAAGAAGAUAGUUCAGGAAAUGUUGCUGAAGUAAAUGAAUGGGACAGGCUUCUUCGAGUGAGAUGGGAGAAAUACCAGAGUGAGGAGGAAGCUGCGCUUGGUCGAGGAAAAAGGCAAAGAAAGGCUGUUUCAUACAGGGAAGCAUAUGCUCCACGGCCUAUUGAGAUGUUAGAGAAUGGUGGUGACGAGGAGCCAGAACCAGAGCCCGAGCGUGAAUAUACACCAGCUGGACGAGCCCUUAAAACUAAGUUUGCUAAGCUUCGAGCCAGACAAAAACAAAGGUUGGCUCAGAGGGAUGCUAUUAGAGAAGCCCUUCUCACUGAAGGACCCCAAAACAGCGGCCUAAUGUGGAGAUCAGAUCAACCAACAGGAGAGAAGUCUUCAACAUUAAGAACAGAAGACAAGUCAAUGAGCAAGGUGCGAAAUAGAAACUUGCUGCCGGUUCUUGGGCUAUGUGCUCCAAAUGCUAAGCUAAUGGAGUCAUCUCAGAGGAACACUUUUAAAUCUUCCAGCAGAAACAAGCAGCACGGGAUAGGACUUGAAUUCCCUUUUCACCUAGCACCUUGCUCUGGGACCUCCAAUGAUGUUGAAGCCAAACCUCAUGGGACCAUAGACACCUUUUCUGACACACUCCAACAUGGCCCAAAGAUUGGUGGACCUCCAUUUACUUCGCAGGCUCUAGUUCCACCACCUGGGAAAGGAGCAGAGGGUUCAGAGAGCUCUGCUGAUGCUUUAUCUCAUUCUCAUGAAAGGAUUUUGUUGCCGAAACUACCCUUUGACGGGUCGUUGCUGUCCAAGUUACCGUUGCCGUCAAGAAACCUCAGUCAUCACCAACCUGACUUGUUUCCCAGUUUAACUUUAGGGAGAUCAAUUGGAGAAUUAAGUGCAUCUCUGCAAGAUUUCUGCACAAUCCCAUUUUUGCCCAAUUUGAGAUUCCCCCAGCAAGAGAUGGAGGCCCUGGCUCUCCCCAUGUUGGGUUUGGGUCAGAUUCCACCAUCAUUUUCUUCAUUUCCUGAAAACCACAGGAAGGUUCUCGAGAACAUAAUGAUGCGAACUGGUUCUGGAUCAGGGAACCUACUAAAAAGGAAGCUUGUGAAAGAUUUCUGGUCGGAAGAGGAACUUGAUUUUUUGUGGAUUGGUGUUCGUAGACACGGACGGGGUGGUUGGGAGACCAUGCUGCGAGAUCCGAGGCUUAAAUUCUCCAGAUUUAGGACAGCGGAAGACUUGGCAGCAAGAUGGGAAGAAGAACAGCUCAAGGUGUUGGAUAUGCCAACUAAAAAGCAAUCAAAUGCCACGAAAUCUGGGAAAUCUCCAGCAUUUCCAAACAUCUCCGAUGGAAUGAUGAAACGGGCAUUGCAUAGAAGUAGAUUUGCUGCUGCUCCACCAAGUUUCCAUCCGCACCUGAUGGAUAUGAAAUUAGGUCUAGACGGUCCUUCGACAUCUGGUUUACAACAUAUGGAAAACCCAGAUCCACGUGGAUUCCAACAAGACAGUUUUCCUCCAAUUCCGACAUGGAUUCCUGACAGGUUUCGUGCAAACUUUUCUGGAGAAUCAUCAUCAGGGCACUUUGAACCAGUUCUUCUGAAUCCGUUUGGAACCAGUAGCUUGGGUUCUCUUGAUCUGAAUGGUUCAGGGGUCCUCGAUUUACAGAAAAGGGAGGAAGAACAACAUGCUAAUGGACGUUGGAAAAUGCCAAAUUUCAUUGAUAGCGAGUCUCAGUUAAGGAAUGUAGGCAAUCUGAAGGAGAAGGAUGAGAUUGGUGGGAAUAGUUCUUCGGAGAACACCAAACUACCUCAUUGGCUUCGAGAGGCUGUAGGUGUUCCUGCUCGGCCUCAAGAACCUCAAGAACCCCAACUGCCACCUACCGUAUCUGCAAUAGCACAAUCAGUGCGUUUGCUAUAUGGAGAUGAAAAACCAACCAUUCCUCCGUUUAUUGCUCCUGGCUUGCUCCCUUUGCCGCCAAAAGAUCCUCGCCGGAUUUUGAAGAAGAAGAAGAAAUGCAGCAGCUCACAUGGAGGACUCAACCAACCACAAUCAGAUGGUGGACAUGAUGCUUCUACUUCAGGAAGUAAGGCGGCACCACCACCACCAUUGCCGGAGUUUCCACAAUCAACAUCCGGACCAUCUUGGACUGAACCAGACCUGAAUUUAGUACCACCAGACAAUGAAGAUAUGGUGGUGGCACCACCGUCUCCACCAAAUUCAACUCCAGAAAGUGAAACAAGCUUUCUUGAAAGCAAAGAGACUCCAAUGGCGAUGGACUCAAAAGAAGAAGAGAAGGCGAGUGGGGAGUUGAGCAACAGCCGGUUGGAUCCGGCACCGGAGGUUUCGUCUGAAGGGACAGUAUCAGAUGAUUGUGCAGGUGGAGGUGGAGGUGAGGAUGAAUGUUGACGGGUGUGACCCUAUUUUUGUAGGCAUAUAUUGCAGUUAAGUAGCGAAAUAUAGGAUUUUGUUUGUAAAAUUGUGUAAGAAAAAAGGAUUGAAAUAUAUGCAUGCUGUAAUUGUACAUCCGCGGAAGGAAGGAGGGUAUUUUGGACAGUUAGUAAUUAUAAAGUUAAAUUGUUUUUACAAUGGUUGCUU